Messenger RNA from Kwoniella mangroviensis CBS 8507, 720 nucleotides. RefSeq lists its product as uncharacterized. NCBI's taxonomy places the organism in Eukaryota, Fungi, Basidiomycota, Tremellomycetes, Tremellales, Cryptococcaceae. The record is from RefSeq and is a predicted model, not a curated record. Bases 1 to 720 code for a protein of 239 amino acids. The transcript has a single exon.
AUGUUCGCUCAAUUCGAAUCCGAACCCAAACCCAGACGAUGCCCCUUCUCCACCGAAAUCUUCGAAAACUUCAUUUCUUUCGUCAACGACCAACAAACCCUGCAUAGUCUGACUCUCACCAGUCGACUAUGUAACCAAAUAGCUUCGCCUCUCUUGUACAAGUCGAUCACCCUCACUUCAAGACAUCAAAUGGCGAAGUUCCAAGCUGGUGCGCCGAGUUGGGCAUUCAAUGCGGUUCAUCAUAUCGAAAUGGCCCACACAUACACAGACGAUAUCGAUAAAGAGAAAACCGAGUCGCUUGAAAUCGCCAAUAUCCUUAUAUCCUCCAGACGCAAGAAAAUCCUCAAAUACCCUAAUCUUCUCUCUUUCCAUUUGACGUACCAAGAGAGACCUUUCAACACGAUGUGGUGCACUGCUCCGAGAAGCGUGUUGUGUACGUUGAAGUCUCUAAUCUUGAGCCAGAUCGAUCCGGGUGAUACGAAGGAAGGGAAAAUGAAAUUCCUCAAAGUCAAUCAUAUCAAGAACUCAACUCACAAUCAUCAUCUCGGGUCACCAGGCAAAGAUGAUGAAUUGUUAUAUCUAUAUGAUCUUCUAUUGGAAUUGCGUUGGAAAUACAAAUCGAUCAUCUCGGUGGAAGCGAGUUUCCAUGAAUUAGCAAAUUGGAAUAUGGGGUUGGUGGAAAGUGCUGAGCAGUGGCGAGAGAGGAUAAUGAAUGUUUAG